AUGAUCAAUUUCAUACUUAUGGUUAACAAAUAAGGGCAGACAAGACUCGCACAAUAUUUUUAGUUUCUUAGUGUCAAAGAAAGGAUGACCCUAGAAGGAGAAUUAAUUCGAAAAUGUCUAUCUAGAAGUGAAACCCAAUGUAGUUUUCUUGAACACAGAGGCUAUAAGGUUAUUUAUCAAUUUCAUUCUCUAGAUUAUUUACAGAAGAUAUGCUUCUCUUUAUUUCAUAAUCGGGAUGGAUCUAGAAGAAGAAGUAAUUCUAUAUAAUUAUCAUCAAGAAUGAAAUGGCUUAUUUAGAAUUUAUUCAUAAUUUGGUUGAAACUCUUGACAAGUAUUUUGAAAAUGUAUGCGAAUUAGAUGUAUUUUGCAUAUUAAUCAAUUUAGAUAAUGUUUAACAUUGAAAAAGCGCACUAUAUUUUAGAAGAAAUGGUGAUGAAUGGCCAAGUUGUAGAAACCAAUAAAACUUAAAUUCUAGGUAUUCAAUGCUUCUAUAAGCAUAGCUCCAAUUCAUGUAUUAGAUAAGGCUAAAGAUGAAUGAUGUUUUGGUUAUUUAUUUCAUUAUUGUUUUUAUCAGAAC
This is a messenger RNA of Paramecium octaurelia, 577 nucleotides long. NCBI's taxonomy places the organism in Eukaryota, Ciliophora, Oligohymenophorea, Peniculida, Parameciidae. The record is from the annotation of a GenBank genome assembly.